AUGACGGCGGACAACGAACUCGAGGUGAAGGAGGCGUUCCAGCGCGCUCAGAAAGCGCAUAACAACAAAGCUAAACUGGUGGCUAACCUCAAGAACCGAUACAUGAAGCUGGAAGAUAAAACGGCAUUCCACGAGGAGUUCAUCCACUGUCUGAAAUACGCCAUGAUCAUCUAUAAGAGGGAGCCUGCUGUUGAGAACGUCAUUGACUUUGUCACAAAAUUUGCCACGAGCUUUGAAACACCCGUGACUGAGGAAGAGCCAGAAGAAGAGGAGGAGGAGGAAGAGGAAAAUUCUUUCCUCAACUUCCUCUUCAGUUUCCUCUUGGAGUCUCACACAGCCAACAGUCACGCAGUGCGUUUCCGUGUGUGUCAGUUGAUUAAUAAGUUGCUGGGGAGUAUGUCAGAGAACGCCCAGAUUGAUGAUGACCUGUGUGAUCGAAUCCAUGAGGCCAUGCUGGUCCGUGUCACCGAUAAAUUCCCCAACGUCCGCAUCCAAGCAGCUCUGGCCAUGGCACGUCUCCAGGAGCCCAGCAACCCCGACUGCCCCACCAUUAAAGCGUAUAUCCUGAUUUUGGAGAACGACUCGAACCCAGAGGUUCGCCGUGCUGUGCUCUCCUGUAUUGCUCCCUCUGCCAUCACCCUGCCUAAAAUUUACAAACGCACCCGCGACGUCAAGGAGAAAGUCCGCAAACUGGCCUAUGAGGUGCUAGCGGAGAAAGUUCAUAUUCGAGCUCUGACCAUUGCUCAGAGAGUCAGCCUGCUUCAGCAAGGCCUCAAUGACUCAGCUGAGUCGGUGAAAGAGGUCGUGAAGUCUAAGCUGCUGCCUGCGUGGUUGCGUCUGCUGCAGGGAGAUGUUCUGCAGCUGCUGCACAGACUGGACGUGGAGAACUGUUCUCCGACGGCCGUCGCAGCCCUGCACGCUCUCUUCUCCACGAGCACCGACCCCGAAGAUCUGCUCCACAACACGCUCGCCCUGGACGAGAGGAGAGUAAUUCCACAGGAGUCUCUGAGCUGUGAGAACGUGCUGUACUGGAGAGCUCUGUGUGAGUAUGUGAAGAGUAAAGGAGACCAGAGUGAGGAGUUGCUGGAGCGCCUGCUGCCCGAAGCCGCCAUAUUCGCUGAAUACCUGUACAGUUAUCUAAAGGGUAUCCCUGUGCUGUCUGAGGAGCAGCGGGCAGACUUCAGUCAGCUGGAGAUGGUCAUGACUAAAGAGUUUAUCGGGCAGCAGCUCAUCCUCCUCAUCGACUGCCUGGACACAGCAGAGGAGGGAGGAAGGAAGCGUGUCAUGGCGGUACUGCAGGAAAUGUUGCUGUUGGCAAACACACCUGUCUCACUCAUCUCUUUACUGGUGGAGAAGCUGGUCAGCAUAAUCCGAGAUGACAAUCAGCGCAUACAAGUGAUUGCUGAGAUCAUCUCUGACGUGCGGGAGCCUAUCGUACCUGUAACUGACCCAGUAGAUGAGAAUGAGAAUCGCAAGAAGCAGGUGAAGUUGGCAGAGGUACGUGUGCGUAUAAUGGAGGCCAAGCAGGAGCUGGAAGACUGCAUCAGCGCUCAGGACUUUGGCCGUGCGGCCGAGUUGAAAGACUCCAUUACCCAGCUGGAGCUGCUGCGUAACCAGCUGGCCCAGGAAGCUGCAGAGCCUGACAUAAAGGAGCUCCGCGUGGAGAAGAAUGAUCCGGAAACUCUGCUGAAGUGCUUGACGAUGUGUGCAGAGGUGGUGAAGCAGAUGAACAUCAGGAGGGGAAUCUGUCCAACCAUGAACGCUCUCAUAGAGUCCCUGGUCUUGCCAUGUGUGUCUAACCCUAAUCCAACCGUGCGUAACAUGGCUGUCGUGUGUCUGGGCACCUGCGCGCUGCACAGCAAAGACCUGGCCAACAGACAUCUCAUACUGCUGCUGCAGAUCACGCAGUUGGAUGAGCCUAAGAUCAGGAUCAGUGCACUCAGAGCUCUCGUUGACCAGCUGCUGCUCAACGGCUUCGACAUCCUCAAAGACACACCCUCCUCUCAGCCGACCGGCCAGCCCCGUUCACCGGACGACCCUGACGGACAGCUCGACGAGCCAAUGGCCCAGGCUCCUGAGAUGGAAGAGGAGCAGAGUACGGUGCAGAGCAUUCUGAAGAUGCUGUCGGACUUCCUGGACAGUGAGAUCUCAGAGCUGCGGACUGAGACGGCAGAGGGCUUGGCUAAGCUGAUGUACUGUGGGAGAAUCUCCAGCCCUAAGCUCCUGUCUCGCCUGGUGCUGCUGUGGUACAACCCCGUCACCGAGGACGACCAGCGGCUGCGUCACUGUCUGGGCGUCUUCCUGCAGCUGUAUGCCCGAGAGAGCAGGGCGCAUCAGGAGUGCGUGGAGGAGAGUUUCCUGCCCACGAUGAGGACUCUUUACCACGCCCCAGCUACCUCGCCCCUGUCCGAGGUCGACGUGUCCAACGUAGCCGAGCUCUUCGUCGAACUGACCAGACCCAGUUCCCUUAUCCAGCCUGACAAAGACAUCGCUUUACAGGGUUGGUCGGUGCAUGACAGCCUGGCGGUGCGCGUGUGUAAUGAGAUACUGGGGGACGUGUCCGCCCCUGAGGUGCGUCUCUACUGUAAGACCCUCAGUAACCUGGAGCUCAGCACGGGCCAGGGAUCCACCAGCACGGAGCUGCCGCUGCUGCUUAAGGAGAUUCAACAGGAGGUGAAGGAUAAGAUCUGUUUGAGAGCCAUAGAGAAGCUCAUUGAGCAGUUGAGGGGAGACCGUAAGACAAAGACCAGCUCCAGUGCACAGGAUGUGACCGAACAGACACAAGAAGACAAUGCAGGAGAUGUUGUGAAUGAGGAUGAUAUCAAGUCUUCAAAAAGACCCAAAAGAGGCCAGAGGAAAGGAACUACCGCAAAAACGACAAAGAAAAACAGUAAAGCAAAGGAGUCCUCUGACGAAAGCGAUGAAGAGAACGUCCCGGAACCUCCCGUCUCUGCGCGGCCCAGUCGUCGGGCUAAGAGCGCUGCUCUGGACAAAACCAAGCAGGACCUGACGGCACUCAUGAAUCGCGAAGCCAACGGCCCCUAG
Messenger RNA from Chanos chanos (milkfish), 3045 nucleotides. RefSeq names its product non-SMC condensin I complex, subunit G (gene ncapg). The record is from RefSeq and is a predicted model, not a curated record. Gene Ontology annotation, molecular function: protein binding. Lineage: Eukaryota; Metazoa; Chordata; Actinopteri; Gonorynchiformes; Chanidae. Gene Ontology annotation, biological process: mitotic chromosome condensation. Gene Ontology annotation, cellular component: cytoplasm; condensed chromosome; condensin complex. The transcript has 21 exons. The coding region runs from base 1 to 3045 and encodes 1014 amino acids.